UGCGAUCAUUUUAAAUUUGUUCUUUGUAAAACAAAGUUGUAAUUAUCUAAGUUGUUAUAUCUUUGUAAUUAUCAAAACAAAAAAAAAUAGCUAUGAUUUCAUUUAAAGUUUUAAUAAUAUUAACUUUUACAAUUAAUUUAAGCCACUGUAAAUAUUCUAAAGAGCAAAUUCAAAAUGAAUGCAAAAUAUGCGGAGAGUGUUUAAAAGCAACCGGGUUUCGAUAUAAAUUAAUAAUAAUAAAUUACAAUUUUGCAAAGAAGUGUGAACUAAUAGGUACUGAAAUGGGCAAAAAUUUUUUUGAAUUACAAACAACACAUAAAUUAGAGUUUAAUGCAUCAGAAAAACUACACUCGAAGGCGUAUGGAUUAUCACUACUAUCAAAAGCUGAUAUUAAUAAUUUUAUAACUGCGUAUUACAAUGAAAUCAUAAAUGAAAGACCUGAAAUUACCCCGAUGAGUCUAAAUGAUUAUUGUGAAGAACGUUUUAAUCAAUUGAACUCAUACACAAAUUGCACUUAUAAUAAGAUUGGCAUAACCACUAUUAUUGAGACGACACCGCAAUUAUUUCACUUAAACUGAUUCACCGUAUUCUAAAAUCCAAAUGCUUUUGAUAGUUUGUAGUUGAAUACAAUGCAUUGACUUUUGGCCAGAGAAAAUUUGAAUCCGGUUUCUUUGCACCAGUAUUGGAGGGUUUGUAAUGAUGAUUAUAGAAUGCUUAACGUGGUUUCUAUGUUAUUCCCAUCGCAAUAAAUAUAGCAGUCGUCGGUGAACAUGAUAUGUUUUUUUGGAUAAGGUAUUUUGUCGAAGAUGUUUUUUAUU
Molecule: messenger RNA, 818 nt
Organism: Melanaphis sacchari
Lineage: Eukaryota; Metazoa; Arthropoda; Insecta; Hemiptera; Aphididae
Exons: 15
Coding region: 93-578 (161 amino acids)
Source: RefSeq, a predicted model, not a curated record